CUCUGCUUUAUCUCUAAAAUCGCAUUGUUGUAAGAAUGGCUUCUGGUUUCUUUGGCUCCAAGGUCUACGCCGUCGUUGGUGCAUCCGCUGACCCCUCAAAGUUUGGCAACCGCGUCCUGCGCUGGUACAUUGACCACAAUCUGCCGGUCAUCCCAAUCAACCCAAAGGCGACCGAAAUCGAGGGCAUCAAGUGCGCCAAGUCGCUCAGCGACAUGGACAUCGACCACUCGUCGGUUAGUGUCUCUGUCAUCACGCCGCCCAGGAUCACCGAGAGCAUCUUGAAGGAGGCUUCUGAGCUUGGCAUCAAGAACCUGUGGCUGCAGCCGGGCAGUGAGCCUGCAGGCUACGACCAGCUGGCCAAGGAGCUUAACGUCGAUGCCAUCGGCGGUGGCGCUUGCAUUUUGGUCGAGGGUCCUGACAUGGUGGCUGCGGCACGCAGUAGCAAGCUCUAGACGGGCUGCUUAAUGAUCUCUUCUUUCCAGAGUUUGUUGAUACUCUGAAAUACAACUUCAGGUUUAUACAGGUACAACUCUUUGCUGAGAUAGGACCGAGG
Linderina pennispora is the source of this 553-nucleotide messenger RNA. RefSeq names its product NAD(P)-binding protein. The transcript has a single exon. Lineage: Eukaryota; Fungi; Kickxellomycota; Kickxellomycetes; Kickxellales; Kickxellaceae. The record is from RefSeq and is a predicted model, not a curated record. Bases 36 to 452 code for a protein of 138 amino acids.